Messenger RNA from Hymenoscyphus albidus, 723 nucleotides. The record is from the annotation of a GenBank genome assembly. Lineage: Eukaryota; Fungi; Ascomycota; Leotiomycetes; Helotiales; Helotiaceae.
AUGUCUUCUACCUCUGAGCCUGUCCUAGGCGUGAAACGGAAAACUCUUCAUUCAGAAAUUGGUGAUACAUCUGAAUCACCUGUUUUCAAAAUGGCACCAUCAGCAAUGCCGGAUCCAAAUGAGAGAACUUCUAAUGGCACCAAUGGAGCUGCUCAUCCUCACUCCAACGGAACAGAGGACGAAUGUUACAAGAUACUCCCACAGUAUCAUUCGCAAGCGACAAAACUAAGGGUAGCUUGCGUUGGGGCCGGUGCAUCAGGGUUGUGUGUGGCAUAUAAGAUGGAAAGAAUGCUUGAAGCUGGGUCUUGGGAAUUGACACUGUUCGAAAAGAACUCUCAUUUUGGAGGCACGUGGUAUGAAAAUACCUACCCUGGAGUAGCAUGCGAUAUUCCUUCACAUCUCUACACCUUUUCCUGGGACCCGAAUCCCAAAUGGAGUCACUACUUCGCCUACGGACCAGAAAUUCAGGCCUAUUUCGAGAAUUUUGGGGAAAGACAUGGAAGUAGAAAAUACAUGAAACUAAACUCAAAGGUGGUAGAAGCAAUAUGGGACGAAGCUGCUGGCACGUAUACAAUCACUCUGGAGGAUACGGUUACAGGAGAGCGAUGGAAUGAUUGGUGCCACGUCCUCAUCAAUGGUUCUGGAAUUUUGAAUAACUGGAAAUGGCCAGAUAUCGAAGGGAUUCAUGACUUCAAAGGAAAAUUGAUGCACUCGGCGAAAUGA